AUGCCGAAGGCUUUCCUGGUGAAAAGGCACCGGGCAACCACGCUGGGGUCCCAGGACUGGGAAAAGCUCUCGGACCAGCUGCGGGGCGACGCCUACGUCCCAGGGAAAGGGCCCCAGGGGCUGGGCGACUUCCCCUGCCCUGUGUGCAGCAAGGCCUUCCCACUGCAGCGCAUGCUGACCCACCACCUGAAGUGCCACAGCUCGGUCAAGAAGCACGUCUGCCGAUACUGCGCCAAGGGCUUCAACGACACUUUUGAUCUGAAGAGACGCACACGGACCCACCCCAGCGAGGCUGGGGCUGCACAUGGGAAGCAGGUUGUUUUAAGCGGGAGGCUCUUCUGCUCAGUCCCUUCCUUCUGCUGCAUCCGCCCCUACCCCUGCCACGUCUGUGUGAAGGCCUUCACUCAGCGCUGCUCCGUAGAGUCCCACCUCCACAAGAUCCACGGGGUGCAGCAGAACUACGCCUACCGCGAGCGGCAAGCCAAGCUCUUCGGCUGCGAGGAGUGCGGCUUCACCUGGGCCGUGGGUGACGAGUACUAUGGCCACGUGCGGCGGCUCCACCCUGGCAAGUCCCUGCUGCGCAAGUACCUCUGA
This is a messenger RNA of Dermochelys coriacea (leatherback sea turtle), 594 nucleotides long. It is a transcript of the gene OVOL3, whose product is annotated as ovo like zinc finger 3. The record is from RefSeq and is a predicted model, not a curated record. Gene Ontology annotation, molecular function: DNA-binding transcription factor activity, RNA polymerase II-specific; RNA polymerase II cis-regulatory region sequence-specific DNA binding. The transcript has 3 exons. Gene Ontology annotation, biological process: epidermal cell differentiation; regulation of transcription by RNA polymerase II. NCBI's taxonomy places the organism in Eukaryota, Metazoa, Chordata, Testudines, Dermochelyidae. Gene Ontology annotation, cellular component: nucleus. The coding region runs from base 1 to 594 and encodes 197 amino acids.